Messenger RNA from Aspergillus tubingensis, 774 nucleotides. RefSeq names its product similar to An12g10370. Lineage: Eukaryota; Fungi; Ascomycota; Eurotiomycetes; Eurotiales; Aspergillaceae. Bases 1 to 774 code for a protein of 257 amino acids. The transcript has a single exon. The record is from RefSeq and is a predicted model, not a curated record.
AUGGAUGACACCAAAACCAAGAUCAAGCACGAAAGUUUCAAGGACUCCAUCUCCAAAGCCCUGAACAACCGUGCCGCGUCAACCAGGUUCCCCUUCGCCAUGACUCCCUCCACCUCCUCCGCCGCGCCCUCCAUUGUUUGGCCAUCUUCCAGCUCCACUCCCCAGAAGAAACGUCCUAUACUUUCCCCAACUCUCGCAACCCGGGACGCGAAGCGCACCACUACCACUACCUCGACCACCACCACCAAGCCUACCAUCCCCGCCCACCUCCUCGCCAACCUGAAGGUCCUAGUGGAACAACUCGAAUCCGCAACCACUCCCGCCACCGCCGCUGCCGAAGCGGAAUCGACCAUCGGUACCGAAGACGACCUCCGUGAGUGGAGGCCUUUCGAGCAGAAGUCCGACGGUUGGGGUGGUACUCGCGAGAAUCUACCCUGGGUAGAAACCGCUCUCGACAUCAUCAAGCAGGGCGAGAAGGUCUAUGAGAAAAACCUCAAGGCCUUUCAGGAUAUCUCUGAUAAGGUGAUGGCUCUGGGGGAUCAAGCACGGGAUAUUCGGACCGAGAUGGACGCGGUGUGUGCGAAGCUUCAUUGUUUUCAUGAGGCUUGUCUUGAUUUGCAGAUUGAGGUGGGCAAUAUCUCGUCUCAGGAGGUGUGCGAUAUUACUAGGCUGUCGUUGGAGGCGCUUCUUGAGGCCCAUGCGGGUGAUGUGGAGGGGUUUGCCACGGUGAAGAAGGCAUUGGGGGAGAAGGAUGAUGAAUGGAAUGGUUGGUAG